CGAGUGCACGCGCACUGCAGACUGGCUGCCGCCAGUUAUGGAAAUGUAUGCCGGGUAGAUUUCGGGGAAAAACACAAUGGAUAAUUAUUCUGAAAUAUUAAAUAUGAACGACACAAUGCGGGACAAUAUUAUUCGUGUCAGGAAGGAUAAACUCGUCUCAGUGAACUUUGCACCUUCUCAAGCUAGCUUAGCUUGCUAGCUGCUAACAAAGAGCCGGAAGUUAUCAACACAUCACUACGACAGAAAUCAAGUGUGAGUGCAAAGUGUUGUGAUUGUGUGAGCAUUUGUAAAAAAAAAAACACACACACAAAUGCUGAGUGCAUUUGUGAAUCGGCGACUAACUGCGACUGUUAGCGGAGAACGAUAGCAGAGUACAAGGAGAACCAGCGACGACGUCAAUAACUGGACGCUGUUUUCAAGAAGCAGAGCAGCCACACCAAGAAUCAAAUCUUCAAUGAAGGCACUUUUUGUGGACAAAGCAUGUCUUUGUCUUCUUGUGUCCUGCAGACGUCCGUGAAGAACAUCUUCCCACUGAGCAGCAGUAGUGAACCUCCCGGAUGGAGCGGGAGGAGCCACAGCACCCUCACAUUAAAGAGGAAGAGGAGGAUCGCAGCAUCAGUCAGGAGCGAGAGCAUCUUGAAGGACAGGAGGAGUUCCCAGUGAUUCGUGUAACCGUGAAGAGUGAAGAUGAUGAAGACCAAGGUCAAAGUGAGGAGGAGAGAGAGGUGGAGCCUCCAAGCAGCAGCUCCACUCGUCACACGACAACAGAAGCUGAUGGAGACCACAGUGGAGGAUCACAAGCAGACAACCUCUUAGCUCCACUAUCAGAUAGCGACGACAUAACGUCACACUCUCCUGACACUGAUGAUGAAGACUCUGAAGCUGAUAUGACAUGUCACACUGACAACACACGCUGGAAAUGCUCUCAAUGUGACAAAACAUUUGUUAACAAAGGACGUCUGAAAAUCCACAUGAGACAUCACACAGGAAAGAAACCUUUCGCUUGCUCAUUUUGCGGUAAAAGGUUCAUUGCUGAGUCAUAUUUGAAGGAACACAUAAGAAUGCACACUGGGGAGAAACCUUUUCUAUGCUUGGUGUGCGGUAAAAGAUUCAAUCAAAAAAAUGGUUUAAGAAGACAUACCAGAACGCACGUUGGAGAGAAACCUUUUUCUUGCUCAGUGUGCGGUAAACGAUUCACUCAGAAAGUUGACUUAAAUAGACACACAAGAAUACACACUGGAGAGAAACCAUUUCUCUGCUCUGUGUGUGGUAAAAGAUUUUCGCAGAAAGCUGUUUUUAAUAGACACACAAAAAUACACGUCGGAGAGAAACCAUUUUCCUGCUCAGUUUGUGGUAAAGAUUUCAUUCAGAAGUCCCACUUGAAAGAACACACAAGAAUACACACUGGAGAGAAACCCUUUCCUUGCUUGGUGUGCGGUAAAAGAUUCUCAAUAAUGAGUGGUUUAAAAAGACACACAAGAACACACACUGGAGAGAAACCAUUUCCUUGCUUGGUGUGUGGCAAAAGAUUUGAUCUUAAAGGCAAUUUAAAAAGACACACAAUAAUACACACCUGAGAUGAACUUUUUUGCACAGUUUGGGACACAAGCUUCUCUUGGAAGAGAAAUGUUUCUUCACUGUGAGGUCAGCAAUUCGCUAACAGCAUGAAAUUGACUGAACACCAAAUAAUCCACAAUGGGGAGUCAUUUAAAUGUUACGGUAGUACGAAUAAACAAAACAGUAUUACUCUAUAAAACAAAAAAAAAUGUUGUAUAAAAUAAGGACUUCUGACAUUCCUAACUGGUGUUAUGAUGAAAAGUCUGGUUCAUAUAUCACGUGUAUGAACACCCUUUUUGUCAAUAAAGUUUUUAAUGA
Messenger RNA from Doryrhamphus excisus (bluestripe pipefish), 1875 nucleotides. The record is from RefSeq and is a predicted model, not a curated record. Lineage: Eukaryota; Metazoa; Chordata; Actinopteri; Syngnathiformes; Syngnathidae.